Musca domestica (house fly) is the source of this 456-nucleotide messenger RNA. Its product is annotated as U6 snRNA-associated Sm-like protein LSm5. Gene Ontology annotation, cellular component: Lsm1-7-Pat1 complex; U4/U6 x U5 tri-snRNP complex; U6 snRNP. Gene Ontology annotation, biological process: mRNA splicing, via spliceosome. The transcript has 3 exons. Gene Ontology annotation, molecular function: RNA binding. Bases 111 to 386 code for a protein of 91 amino acids. The record is from RefSeq and is a predicted model, not a curated record. NCBI's taxonomy places the organism in Eukaryota, Metazoa, Arthropoda, Insecta, Diptera, Muscidae.
CAAAACCUUCAAUCUAGUUCCGAUAGUUCCUAUCAGGGGAAAGUUCCUUUGAACCGUUUCGCCUUGGAGCGACUUAAUUCCAUCGUUUAUUUGCCGGCUCUUAGAACAAUAUGACUGCCGUACCUCCUCCAACCAAUGUUUCCACAUUGUUGCCUUUAGAAUUGGUCGACAAAUGCAUUGGGUCCCGCAUUCAUAUCAUUAUGAAGAAUGACAAGGAAAUGGUGGGUACUCUGCUCGGCUUUGAUGAUUUCGUUAAUAUGCUGCUGGAUGAUGUAACUGAGUACGAAAACACCCCCGAAGGUAGACGAAUAACAAAACUAGAUCAAAUUCUAUUGAAUGGAAACAAUAUAACAAUGUUGGUGCCCGGCGGUGAUAUACCCGAGUAGCGGUAAACAAAAUAUUCGAUUUAUAAAUAACAUUUAUCAAUAAAGUAAAAUAUUAUUUUGUAGUAAAAAA